This is a messenger RNA of Helianthus annuus (common sunflower), 1035 nucleotides long. RefSeq lists its product as uncharacterized. Bases 23 to 727 code for a protein of 234 amino acids. Lineage: Eukaryota; Viridiplantae; Streptophyta; Magnoliopsida; Asterales; Asteraceae. The record is from RefSeq and is a predicted model, not a curated record. Gene Ontology annotation, molecular function: DNA binding. The transcript is spliced from 3 exons.
CUAUCCAUUGGGCUUUGUGAAAAUGCGGACAACGAAUGGGCAGGUCUUUGAAGUGAAGGUAUAUGAGUUAGCAAACUUCUGUUAUUUUUACAAUGGGUGGUAUUCUGUUGUUGAAACUUUGAAGCUACAAUCUGGAUCCUGGCUGGUAUUUCAGUAUGAAGAAGCAUUAUCAAGUUUCCGAAUAUUUUAUUUCUAUGACAAUAUUGAAUUUGCUCCAUCUGAUUAUUUUUACUACAGACCCAAUGGUGCUUUUGAUAAACCGGAUGCUAUGCAUAUCAAUCGUUUAUUUGUACAUCACAAGAUGGACAAUACCAUCCCAAACUAUCCAGUAGUUAUUAGAGGUCCUGGAAAGCUUAAAGUGUUUGUUCGAAUGGAAGUUUUUGACAAUCAGCUUUACAUAACAACUGGAUGGGAUCGGAUUAAGAAGAAAUUGUCAAUAACUGAUGAGCAUAUGCUUGUGUUUGAAAUGAUUGAUCUUCACAAUUUUGAUAUGUUCGUUUUCAAUUGUUCAAAGAAUGCUGAUUUAGUGUUGCCGCCGGAAUUAUAUGCUGCUGCUGUUAAGGAAGAAAUUGAAGAAGACGUUAUUAGUAUUUCUGAUGCUGAAGAUGUGGAUGAGGUUAGUAAUCGCACAGAAGCUAAUAUGCUCCCUGUAGCCAGGAAUGAGGAAACUAUUCCAAUAGUUUUCCGUGUGGACAAUCAUUUUCGCAUUAAAAAAACAUCUUGCUAAAAAAUUGGCUUGGAUAGGAAGAGGUGUUUAAAGAUUGUAGAUGCUGAAGGUAAUGUUUGGGAUGUUCAAGUGGGAAUCGAGGCUCCGGAUGGUCGGUUUUACAUAAAAAACAUGAAGAAUUUUGUGAAGGACAAAAAGAUGGUUCCUCGUGAAGAAUUUACCCUUAAGUUCGUGAUGGGUAAAGGUAUUUUCUUGUUUGACUGAAUGCUUGUAUGGCUGUUGGAGUUGAUGUUAUGAUGUAUGGAAACAAUGUUUUUUGUAUAUGGUUUUUGGUUUUUGGUUUACUUAAAACUGUUUUGUAAUAGUUG